Drosophila innubila is the source of this 1711-nucleotide messenger RNA. RefSeq names its product probable ATP-dependent RNA helicase DDX28 (gene Dbp21E2). Gene Ontology annotation, biological process: mitochondrial large ribosomal subunit assembly. Gene Ontology annotation, cellular component: mitochondrion. The transcript has 3 exons. Gene Ontology annotation, molecular function: ATP binding; nucleic acid binding. NCBI's taxonomy places the organism in Eukaryota, Metazoa, Arthropoda, Insecta, Diptera, Drosophilidae. The coding region runs from base 75 to 1637 and encodes 520 amino acids. The record is from RefSeq and is a predicted model, not a curated record.
AUAACAAAAACAGCUGAUUGUUAAACCGGCGUGCAUUAAAAAGGAAAAACAACGCUUUGUAUUUUUGGUUAAUAAUGUUACAAAAUAUAUCGCUGGCCGUGCGCUUACAAGCGCGUCGGCAAUUCGCGAGUGCUGCUGUGAAAACUCAAGUGGGAGAGCAGAAGAGUACAAAUAAACCGCUAAUUUCCUGCCGACGCACACAAUUCAAUCUCUUGGAGCACGAGAGACAAGACGCAAAGUUCGGGACAGUUACACUGUGCUCCAAGGGCUGGCUGCAUAACAAGUCCAAAGGCGAUCACUUUUCCCUGAAUGCCAGCAUCAGUGGCGAGCAGCGGAAAGCGGAGAUGCAGCGUCUUGAAGAUUUCUUGGGCACGGGUCAAAUGCAGCUUCAUGAGCAACUUUUACACAACUUACAAAAUGUAUUGGACAUCAAAAAGCUGACAGGCAUUCAAAGCCAAGCUAUACCGAUUGUAGACGGCAGCUUCCACACGCUGAUUGCCGCAGAAACAGGAUGUGGCAAGACUUUGGCCUAUUUGCUGCCUGUGCUCAACAAGCGGUUGCAAGGAUUAAGCAGAGAAGGUGACCGUCAGUUAAAUACUCCCACCGUUCUCAUACUUACACCAGGUCGCGAAUUGGCCACACAAAUCUCCCAGAUUGCUCAGAAACUCUGCACGGGCACAGACCUUAAAGUGAAGGCGUUGCUGGGCGGAAAUACAAAGCAGCUGAUGUUAAAUCCCGACUUUGAGCAGGUUGACAUUUUGGUGGCCACACUGGGAGCGAUUAGCAAACUGGUCACGACGGGCAUCUAUCGCAUGGAGCAAGUGCGUCAUGUGGUGCUGGACGAGGCAGACACACUUCUAGACGAUUCAUUCACCGACAAACUCACGUAUUUCCUCAGAAGAUUUCCCUUUCACAAGAAUCACGUUCAGGAUGCAAGUACAGUGGGCACUCAGCUACUGCUCGCCUCUGCCACAAUGCCAACAAAUACCCGAGAGAUUCUGCAACGUGUCAUCGAUGUGGAAACCAUAAGAGAAGUUGUCAGUCCAUAUUUACAUUAUUUAAUGCCGCACGUGACGCAAAAGUUUCUGCGCAUUUCCAAGGCUGAUAGGCCGGCCAACUUGUUGGUUUUGGCCAAACAGGAUCUGGCCAAGCGACGUCCUUUAAUUGUAUUCAGCAAUAAGUCAGCCACAAGUGAUUAUGUCUCCAUUUUUCUGAACAACAGCGGCAUUAACUGCAUCAAUCUGAAUGGAGAUAUGUUAAUGAAGAUUCGUCUGGGCAGAUUUGAGGAGUUCCAGCGUGGUGACUGCGAUGUUCUGUCCACCACAGAUGUCGGCAGUCGAGGAUUGGACACAACGCGUGCACGUCACGUCCUGAACUUUGAUUUCCCGCUCCACGUAUCCGACUAUAUUCAUCGCUGUGGCAGAAUUGGACGUGUAGGCAGCAUGGAUAAAUCUCUAGUCACCAACUUUAUCUCAUCCCGUCGAGAAAUUGAUGUGGUACAACGCAUAGAACACGCCGCAAGAAUCGGCGGACUGUUGCCCGAUGUGAAUGCAAACAUCAAAAACAUCAUCAACAAGCGAAUUGUGGCAGAGAUGAAGGAAGCGGGAAUCGCAGUGCCACAGGAUGAGGCCUUCUAGUUGGAUAGUUUAUCAACCUUUGUAUUUAGUUAUUAUGUACAUAGUUAGUUCAUAAAGUUGAUUUUCUUGUAUGA